ACAACUCUAACGGUUUCCUGCAGUAUCCUCUCUGGGUUCAUCUCAUCUCCGUAUCCAUCCACUAUGUCACUCUCUGUUCGCUCAACAACAACCAAAGGUCCCAAGACCGUGACCUCAAAAUCUAUAGUCACUAAGAGUCGUGGAGGUUCGACAUCCUUUCCACAUAAAGCCUACAGUGUGUAUGGAGGUGGUUUUGGAGGAAGCACUCGCAUCUCCUCUACUAGAAUUGGAGGCGGUGGAGGAUACGGAUUUGCUGGAGGACACUGUGGAGGAUAUGGAGGAGGUUACGGUGGAGGAUAUAGUGGACCACUUUCCAUUUGCGUAAUGCCUUCUAGCGGCCUUGGGGAUUUCCAGCUGAAUGAGAAGGCCACUAUGCAGAACCUGAAUGAUCGUCUGGCGUCCUACCUGGAUAAGGUGCGCUCCCUAGAGGCUGCCAAUGCCACUCUGGAGAGGCAGAUCCGCGAGUACUAUGAGAAGAAGGGGCCAGUCGCACAGAGGGACUACAGCCAAUACUGGAACACCAUCAAGGACCUAAAAGACAAGAUUAAAAAUGCAACCACGCACAACGCCAACAUUCUCCUGCAGAUCGACAACUCUAAACUGGCUGCUGAUGACUUCAGGCUGAAAUUCGAGCAUGAGGUUGUGAUGCGCCAGUGUGUAGAAUCUGACAUCGCUAACCUGCGCCGCUUGCUGGACCAGACGAACCUGGCAAAGAAUGACCUACAGAUGCAGAUCAAGGGUCUGGAGGAAGAGCUGGUAUUUUUGAAGAAGAACCACCAAGAGGAGAUGGCUGCACUGAGGUGUCAGCUGACAGGCACGGUGAACGUCGAGGUCGAUGCUGCUCCUCAACAAGAUCUGAACAAGGUUCUGGAGGAGAUUCGUACUCAUUACGAGAACAUUAUUCAGAAACACCGCAGGGAACAGGAAGCCUGGUUUAAAGACAAGACGGCACCAUUGAACAAAGAGGUGGCUCACAGUACAGAGACCAUCCAAACAUCCAGGUCACAGAUCACAGAGCUGCGAAACACAUUGCAGAGUUUGGAGAUCGAGCUACAGUCUCAGCUCAGCAUGAAAGCAGCACUGGAGCACUCACUGGCAGAAACAGAAGCUAGGUACAGUGCUAUGCUAGCAGGCUUCCAAAAUCAAAUCAACAACCUGGAAGCUGAGUUGGCUCAGUUGAGAGCUAGCAUUGAACAGCAGGGCCGAGACUACGCCUUGUUGCUGGACAUCAAGACUCGUCUGGAGCAGGAGAUCGCCACCUACAGGAACCUUCUGGAAAACCAGGACAUUAGGACUCAAAUUCCAGUGUCCAUCUCUGUCUCAGGUGGCUCUCAGUCCGUCUCAUCAGGUGGAUCUCACUCUGUUUCCUCUGGAGGUUCCCACACUAUCUCCACUGGUGGACCAACAAUCCAAAUAAAGCAAACAACCACCACUUCACACCGUACUUAUUAAAGACAGAAUGUGCUUUGAGACAGUAUUUAAACACAUGCACACAUAAGUGUUUUAGAUACACAUUUAUAACCCAAGUAACAAGGAACCGCAGUAUUUUGAACACAUUAAAAACACUUACUGCUGUGUUUAAAAAAAAAAACUGUUUCUGAAAAUAAAAGUACUGUCUU
Molecule: messenger RNA, 1619 nt
Organism: Danio rerio (zebrafish)
Lineage: Eukaryota; Metazoa; Chordata; Actinopteri; Cypriniformes; Danionidae
Gene: krt93
Product: keratin 93
Biological process (GO): camera-type eye development
Molecular function (GO): structural molecule activity
Source: RefSeq, marked provisional